AUGUAUCAAUCACAAGGAAUGAGUUGCCAAACCCCAAACUUAGAAAAUAUAACUUUGUUAGAUAAAUGUUCAUUACAAGAAUAUAAAGAAUCCCUUUCCAAAUCUUCCAACAUAACUUCGAAUUUGUUAUUGAAAGAGGUGUGGGACAAAAAUACCAAUAAUUUAAAUGAACAUACUAUGAACUACAUUCUAAGUGCGAGUAAGGAAGGUCUCAAAAGCCCAAACAAUGAUAUAUCUAAUACAUGGAAGUCAGAUUUGAGCAACAUCGACCCACUCCGCAUCUUCGAGAGUUCAUUACCGGCUUGUGAUAAAUGUACUUAUACUGAAACCAAUACUACGAGUACUUCAAUAGGCAUAAGCUGUCAAUGUUAUCACAACCAGCAUUACAAUGAUAACACUAGCUUCAAGCCACUGAACAGGGAAUCAAGUGAGGAUUCAAGGUCGUGCGGUGAAAGACAAUUAUUUAAACCUACAUUCAGUCGUCCUCGGGUCAAAAGACCAAUUGAUGUGUCUAAGAAUGUUACAAAUAGCAAUAGGAACAUUGAAAUGGAUGUCGAUCCAAAGCCUGUUCCUACAGAUGAAGUUAUUGAAGAUGAAGAAAAGGCUCACAAGAGUAAUGUUGCCAAAAUAACAUUUAAGACGGCCAAAGAAGCUCUGCUUUCAUCAAACCCAGCUGCCAGACGAACACUAGGAGCGUCGAGGAAAGCUCAGGCGAAAUUCAUAUCACCAAUGCUCGGAGCACAAGAAAAACAGGAGCUCGCUGAACCCGCUGUGAUCGAUGAUAGACUGAAGAAUAUCGAUCCGAAAAUGAUUGAACUCAUAGAAAACGAAAUAAUAGACAAAGGAACGCCUAUAGGCUGGGAGGACAUAGCGGGCCUGGAACACGCCAAGAGCGUGAUCCAGGAGGCGGUGGUGUGGCCGCUCCUCAGACCAGACAUCUUCACGGGUCUGCGGUGCCCGCCCCGCGGCAUUCUGCUGUUCGGCCCGCCCGGCACCGGCAAGACGCUCAUAGGUAAGUGUAUCGCGUCCCAGUGCCGCGCCACGUUCUUCAGUAUCUCGUCCUCCUCGCUCACGUCCAAGUGGAUCGGCGACGGAGAGAAGAUGGUGCGCGCGCUGUUCGCUGUGGCGCGCUGCCAUCAACCAGCCGUGGUGUUUAUGGAUGAGAUCGACUCCCUGCUGAGCGCGCGAGGUGACGCGGAGCAUGAAGCGUCGCGCCGCAUCAAGACUGAGUUCCUCGUGCAGUUUGACGGAACCAACACCGGUGAGGAGGAGCGUGUGUUGGUUGUGGGCGCCACGAACAGACCUCACGAGCUGGACGACGCGGCCCGCAGGAGGCUCGUUAAACGACUGUACAUACCGCUACCUGACUUACAGGCUCGCCAUCAGAUAAUACACAAUCUGUUGUCCCGCGAGCGUCACAGUCUAUCGCCAGCCGACAUGCGGUCAAUAUCGGAGCAGUGUGAGGGUUACUCCGGCGCGGACGUGAGGUCGCUGUGUGCGGAGGCAGCCAUGGGACCCGUGAGGAGCCUCGCUGACAUCACAUCUAUCAGCGCCAGCCAGGUCCGUCCAGUCAAUAUUCAAGAUUUCAAGUCAGCGCUACAGAGAGUGAGGCCCAGCGUGUCCCAGGAUGAUCUCGGACAGUACGUGAAGUGGAACGAGACGUACGGACACGGAGUAUAA
Danaus chrysippus (African queen) is the source of this 1680-nucleotide messenger RNA. The record is from the annotation of a GenBank genome assembly. NCBI's taxonomy places the organism in Eukaryota, Metazoa, Arthropoda, Insecta, Lepidoptera, Nymphalidae.